Molecule: messenger RNA, 645 nt
Organism: Closterium sp. NIES-67
Lineage: Eukaryota; Viridiplantae; Streptophyta; Zygnematophyceae; Desmidiales; Closteriaceae
Source: the annotation of a GenBank genome assembly
CAUUCCGUGGUGGCCCUUUGAGGGGUGAUCAACGCACAGGAGACUGGUGUCUAUCCGAGAGGGCACUAAUAGGCGGGUCUUGUAAAUAUUUAUCGAGCUUACUAACUUAUGUCCAAUCGCUUAUGAAGGCUGGUGAUUGACUACUGAUUUUCAACUCCGCCUUGUCGCGGAAUUGGGCGACAAGCAUUAACUUAUUUCGAUGGGCACCCGAGGUCCGGCCGACGUUACUGUAUGCAGAGUCCGAAGCACACGCUCGAUUCCCUCGAGAUUGUUAGCAUUUCACAUUCUGUUUUAAGAUUCGUCUAGACCGUGCUGCUGUUCUUCAACACAUCGAGCGGAAAGUAAGAGUUGCGAAAUUGAGCGAUUAUGGAUGGCGACGGAUCGGCGAAGGGUGGCGACGACGAUGGUAACAAGCCGUAUGAAGAAGGCGAGGGUGAGUAUGACGAAGGCGAUGACAUGUACGGAGACGACGGUGACUAUGACGGGGGCGGAGGUGGCCCCGAGGAUUCCGGAAAAGGAGGGCCGCGCCCGCCGGGCGAUGGGCAUCACGAGGGCGAGGAAGCUGGCGAAUAUGGCGAAGAAUACGGCGAAGAAGGGGACUAUUAUGAGGAGGAAGCAGGUGUAGAGGGACAGAAGGAGGUAGGC